AUGCAGCUGUCUGAUCAGGCACAGAACACUUCGAACAGAGCCGAAGAAGAGAUCAAGACUGAGAAAUGCCACUUCGCAGCCAGAGCCUCAAAACGGAUGAGCGAGAAGAGAAGGCAGCAGUUCGCAGACAUGAUUCUGGUUUUAAAGGGCGGCCGAGUCUUCCUCGCUCACCAAGAUUACGCGGAUCACCAUCCUCUGACCGGCUACUUCCUCCCAUUUCCCGAACAGUCGCAUGAAGGGCUGGUGACCACGAUCAACGAGCAAAACUUUCUCAACUGGGUCUACAUUGGCUCCUCGACCUACCGCGUCAAACAUGGUGUCCGAGUCGAAGCCCAGGCACAGCUCACAGGUCCAAUGGAUCUGAUCUUCUCCCAGUAUGGGGAUAAGAGGCUCUGCUUCGAAGGCUGGGAAGGCUUCGUAGCUGUGGAAGAAGAAGCAGACCAGUGGGCAUUGUACUUCGACAAGGAUGAUAAUGGGCUACAAGACAAGGCUAAAGGGCGACCCGUCGUUGAAUUGGAGCUGAUUCGAAAGGAGCUGGAUCAGUACAAGCCUACCAAGACAGCUAAAUCCGAGGAUGACUCUAGUUGA
Exophiala aquamarina CBS 119918 is the source of this 588-nucleotide messenger RNA. RefSeq lists its product as uncharacterized. Bases 1 to 588 code for a protein of 195 amino acids. The transcript has a single exon. The record is from RefSeq and is a predicted model, not a curated record. NCBI's taxonomy places the organism in Eukaryota, Fungi, Ascomycota, Eurotiomycetes, Chaetothyriales, Herpotrichiellaceae.